AUGGCCACGUUCAUUCCCCGAGUCGCGAGAGCUUGUCAGCGUCAACAGAGGCAAGGUACCUAUGGCAUCGCGGCCUCGUACAUAGCCAAGGGCCACAAGUUCGACCCCUCGACCCACGUCUACCACGGCCACGACGCCUUCUUCGUCAGCCGUCUCGGCGACACGGGCAGCGUCGCUUUUGGCCUCGCCGACGGCGUGGGCGGUUGGGUCGAGUCCAACGUCGACCCGGCCGACUUCUCCCACGCCUUUUGCGACUACAUGGCCGCCCAGGCGUACUACCACGGCAGCGACGCGAGCCGGCCCAUCGAGCACCUCACGGCCCGGCGCCUGAUGGAGAAGGGAUACAGCGAUGUCCUCCACGACGGGAGCAUCUCGGCCGGCGGCAGCACCGCCUGCGUCGGCCUAGCGUCGCCCGACGGCUGUCUCGAGGUGGCCAACCUCGGCGACUCGGGCUUCAUCAUCCUCCGCCUCAACGGUCUCUCCGCCAUCCCUCCCGUGAUGCUCUCCCGCAUGGCCAUGUUUGGCGGUCGCGGCUUCAGCGACAUGCCUCACGACGCCGACGUGACCCACAAGUGCCUCCAACACGGCGACGUCGUCAUCUUCGCGACCGACGGCGUUUGGGACAAUCUCUUCAACCAGGAUAUCCUCCACGUCGCUAGCCGCAUCAUGACUAGCUCCGGUGCCUGGCAGAUGACUGAGUCCGGCUCCAUCCGCGUCGCGUCCGAUCUCGAAAACACCCUCGCGACCUCACUCACCGCCGCCGCCAAGAAGGCGAGCUUGGACAGGAAAUCCGAAUCGCCUUUCUCCAAGGAGGUCAAGGCCGCCUACCCCAACGAACACUGGGAUGGAGGCAAGGUCGACGAUAUUUGCGUCGUCGUGGCUGUUGUCUGUGAGGAUACCCAGCCCAAGGCCCGCCUUUGA
Molecule: messenger RNA, 921 nt
Organism: Parascedosporium putredinis
Lineage: Eukaryota; Fungi; Ascomycota; Sordariomycetes; Microascales; Microascaceae
Source: the annotation of a GenBank genome assembly